Messenger RNA from Fundulus heteroclitus (mummichog), 3071 nucleotides. RefSeq names its product arylalkylamine N-acetyltransferase 1 (gene aanat1). Lineage: Eukaryota; Metazoa; Chordata; Actinopteri; Cyprinodontiformes; Fundulidae. Gene Ontology annotation, molecular function: aralkylamine N-acetyltransferase activity. Gene Ontology annotation, biological process: circadian rhythm; response to light stimulus. The record is from RefSeq and is a predicted model, not a curated record. The coding region runs from base 810 to 1424 and encodes 204 amino acids. Gene Ontology annotation, cellular component: cytoplasm. The transcript has 3 exons.
UUUUUUGGGGGGGGGGGGGUAUUUCUAAAUCAUUUUGAAGAACUAAUCAGUCCCUCCACUGUUAUGUUCUGGAUUUGCCACAAUUUGCAUGUAUUUAGAUUGUCCAGAGAAAUCAAUGCCUUAAAUUCCACAGUUUCGGUGCUGAUGAGGUGACAAACAAACUCCGGCACAUCAUAAUCCUCUUACAGAACUGGAAAAUAAAGCGGGUAAAGUAACGUAAACUGUGCUUAUAGGAGCAAAUUCAGCUGACUGAAAGUCUUUACCAGAAAAAAAACAAGAUCAUGUCCUUAAGUCCUACAAAACCCCCAAUUAGGCAAGACCAGCAGAAAUAAAUCAGACCUUCAUGUGUCAUGGAAUUGACUAGAAAAAUGCACUUUAUCAGUUAGAAAAAUUAAUACUGGUAUCAGUUGUCAUGCUGCAGAAUUUAAAGUAAAAAAAUGUCAGUUUGAUCAUCCAAAAACAUGAUCCAAGAAGUCUAAAUCCGAUAAUGGACUCAUGACAAGGAUCAUUCUAAAGACACACAUUAUCCCCACUGACCUCCAGUAAACAUGUUUAUUGCUCAGCCUGUUCGCUGGGAAAGGAGGCUUUGGGCUUCCAGCUCACCCCGGGAUUAGAAACAGCCGCCCCUGCGCACCGGUAUAAAUCCUCCCGGUGCGCCGCUUCCAGCUCAGUCUUUACGCACGGAUCCUACAGCGCGCGCGCGGAGGAGACAGUCUUGUGUUCACGGGUGGACGCGAAUAAAACAGUUGCAGGUGACAGCAUCAGCAUCAGUCUUCAACCGGACCGUUUCUGGAGCCACACAGGACCGGAUGAUGUCGGUGCAGAGCGCACUGCCGUUCAUGAAGCCGCUGCGCCAUGUGCGCUCCCCGGUGCCGCAGGGCCGUCGCCACACGCUGCCGGCCAGCGAGUUCCGCUCCCUCAGCCCGGAGGACGCCAUCAGCGUGUUCGAGAUAGAGAGAGAAGCCUUCAUCUCGGUGUCUGGAGAGUGCCCUCUCCACCUGGACGAGGUGCGUCACUUCCUCACGCUGUGCCCCGAGCUCUCUCUCGGCUGGUUUGAGGAGGGACGCCUGGUAGCGUUCAUCAUCGGCUCUCUGUGGGACCAGGAGAGGCUUACCAUGGAUGCAUUGACGCUCCAUAAGCCUCAUGGAACCACGGUCCACAUCCACGUCCUGGCUGUCCACCGCACCUUCAGGCAGCAGGGGAAAGGCUCGAUCCUGAUGUGGCGCUACCUGCAGUACCUCCGCUGUCUGCCCUACGUGCGGCGCGCUGUCCUCAUGUGUGAGGACUUCCUGGUUCCCUUCUACCAGAAGUCGGGGUUCAAGAUGCUGGGCCCCACCGAGAUCACCGUGGGACCCCUCCGCUUCAGCGAGAUGUCCUACGUGGUCCGGGGCCAUGCCUUCAUGCGGCGCAACAGCGGAUGCUGACGGAAGCGGCUCCGUCCAGAUGGAACGGCGAGAGGCUUUCUGGCUCCCGCCGGACACGGCAUGGAGACGGUUUUGUUUUUGCGUGUCGUGAAUGGUGCGGAGAUUUGGCAAACCUGAGUGAAAGACGUUCAGCCGCCAGCGAGAAGAGAGUCUCCAUAGAGCUGAAAGCAAAGAGCUGCCCUACGGCCUCCAGCAGCUGUUGGACGACAUGAUUACGACUGAAAACUCAUCAAGAUUUGUGCUGGAGGGCGAGAGAGUGAGUCGUUGAAGCAAAGAGCGCGAGCAGCAACUUCAGAUGUUUAAAAACUAGAAACAUUUGUCUUUGAAAAUGCUGGACAUUUAUUAAACUGCCUUUAUGACCUCAUCAUUCUAAAGAGUUUAUGGGUUGGGCUCUGGAACAUUAAUGCUGAAUUUGGGUCUUUAGAGCCACUCUAUGUUUAUUCUUGUACAGAUGAGAACAAAUUUGUAGUAAAGCUGUGCAAAAAGCCUUAAAUUAACACACAUUUUACUGUAGUGACAUAAUCAAAUAGGAGACAAAAUAAUCUAAUUUUUAAUUUAAGCAUUUUUUUCUGUGUGGGAAAGAGUCCAUGUUGGGAAAUACAUGUUUUGUAUGAAGUGACACAGUUAUGGGCACCCCUGUUGUUAAUACUUAUUGCAACCCUCUUUGGUCAAUAGAAGAGCACUUGUUCUGGAAAACUUUACCAGUCUGGGACUUUUCAGAGAGAGAGAGAUGUUUGAAUGCUCCUCCUGAGAUCCUCCUGAUGCCCUCUGCUCUUCAGCUCCCCCUGCAGGUUGCUGCAGGUUUUAGGUCUGGAAACUUGGAAGAAGGUAGAUUUUGAUGUCUGCUGACCCAUUUUCUCUGUUGUCACAUGCUUUGGGUCAUGCUCAAAGAAAGAAUGACGACCGAUUUCCUUAUAGAUGCAACCAGAUUUUCAUUUAAAAUGUAAUUACAUUUCAUGAUGCCCGGCUCUAAACGAGGCUCCGAGGACUUUUGGCAGAGAAACAGGCCCACAGCCUCACAGAUUGCCCACUGUAAUUACCAGUGUGCUUUAGGUGCACAAACCCACCAACAGUGUUUGUUUUCAGAAAGGAUGAACCUCAUCCAACUAAAGUUUAUGGAUCAAGUUAGAAUUCCAGUAAAGAUGAGCAAACUCCAUGUUUCUGUUUGUGAUAGUUCGAGUCUCUCUCUCUCUCUCUGGCAUGUCUCCCAAACAACUAGUUGGCAUGUAGACGGCGUCUGCUGGUUGUUAUGCAGACGUGAUGAUUGCAAUACACCACCGUGUCCUGCAUCGUGGGAUUCAUCCAAUCUGGUUGCUCACCCUACAAGGCUGUAGGUAGUGGUUAAAAAUCAGCUUCUGUGACAUUAUAUUUAGGGUGUCUGUGGCUACAGCAGGUGUCUUGCAACUGGAAGGUAGUAGGUUCCAUUCCAGUUUUCACAUGUCAGUGCGCCCCUGGGCAACGCACUCAUUAAGUCAUUAACAUUAAUGUUAAUGUAAUAACAUUAAUUGGGUGAAUGUGACAUGAUUUGUGACUAGAAAAGCUCAGUAUAAAUUCAGUCCAUAUUUCUGUUCCAUGGAAAGUCAUGUGUUUCUAAAUCUAUGAUAAGCUCACAUCUACUCUACUAAAGUUAAACAAAUCAAAUGUUUU